AUGAUGCCAAAGGCUCCUCAGAUGAUUCCUGUGACCGAAUAUUUGGCUUCACCCUCUGUUGAAGUAAACAACAAUAGUAGUGGCGGCUCAACAGGUUCACACUCUAGUUCCCUUCUCUUCUAUCUUUCUGUUCUCAAAGACAAGCUUAGUCACGUGCAGACACUCGUGGGUGUUCUUGUCUCUCCUCAUCAACAGAACCACCUACCCGAGUCAUCAACUUCCCUGGCCAUAUCCACCAUGAAUUCCACAAUUCAGGAAAUCAUAGUUGCAGCAACUUCAAUAAGGUUCACUUGCCAACAAAUGAUGGCUCUUGGUUCCACACCAGGUACUAGUACUACUACUUGCACUGAAGAAUUGCACCACCACCACCACCACCAAAUUGAUCAUCGUGAUCAUAGGUUACCACCAUAUCAAUUAAACUUUGCUAAUAAUAAUAGUAAUAGAGGAGUUGUUAGUAACAUAGGCCUAGAUAUUAGAGGGCAAAGUUUCUUUUCUAAUUCUGAGGCUGAAACAUUGGAUUGGUUUUCUGAAGGCUAUAAUAAUAAUAAUAACAACAACAACAAUAGUACUAAUAGUAAUUGUAACUUUAAGGAUCAUGAUCCAUCUGUUGCAUCUAGUGAAGCCAACAUUAAUAGUAGAGAAGGAUUGUCUUCAGAGAAUGAAACAGAUAUAAUUGAAUUGGAUGCUGCGGAUUUGUUGGCAAGGUACACACAUUUUUGCCAAGUUUGUGGGAAAGGGUUUAAGCGUGAUGCGAAUUUGAGGAUGCAUAUGAGAGCACAUGGUGAUGAGUACAAAACAAAUGCAGCUUUAAGUAACCCAAUGAAAAACAAAGGGAUGAGUUUGGGUGAGGGAAGUGGCUAUUUGAAUAGCAUGAAGCCUAAGAAAUAUUCAUGUCCUCAUGAAGGGUGUAGGUGGAACAAAAAGCAUGCCAGGUUCCAACCUUUGAAGUCAAUGGUUUGUGUUAAGAAUCAUUACAAGAGAAGCCAUUGUCCCAAAAUGUACGUGUGCAAGAGGUGCAACCAGAAACAGUUCUCGGUGCUUUCUGAUUUGAGGACUCACGAGAAGCAUUGUGGGGACCCCAAGUGGCAGUGCUCCUGUGGCACUACGUUUUCUAGGAAAGACAAGCUUAUGGGUCACGUUGCUUUGUUCUUUGGACACACCCCAGUUAUCAUUGGCUUGUCACACUCAGGAAAAUCAGAAGAACAAACAUUGCAGCAGCAGAUCGGUGGUAGCUCAAGAUCAUGUGUUUGA
Molecule: messenger RNA, 1251 nt
Organism: Gastrolobium bilobum
Lineage: Eukaryota; Viridiplantae; Streptophyta; Magnoliopsida; Fabales; Fabaceae
Product: protein SENSITIVE TO PROTON RHIZOTOXICITY 2-like
Exons: 1
Coding region: 1-1251 (416 amino acids)
Biological process (GO): response to acidic pH; response to aluminum ion
Source: RefSeq, a predicted model, not a curated record